This is a messenger RNA of Fusarium oxysporum Fo47, 948 nucleotides long. RefSeq names its product Alpha/Beta hydrolase protein. The record is from RefSeq and is a predicted model, not a curated record. The coding region runs from base 1 to 948 and encodes 315 amino acids. Lineage: Eukaryota; Fungi; Ascomycota; Sordariomycetes; Hypocreales; Nectriaceae. The transcript has a single exon.
AUGACUUCUUCAGAUGUACCCAGCACUUCGGAGUUGACUCCCUAUGACUUGGCUGCGCGAGGACGCGAAGUCACCGGUAUUUCUAUAUACAAAGACACCAACGAUGAUAUCAACAUGGAAACAGUACAUGAUCUCAUAUCCGAAAUGCAUUCGGAUGUUCCUCAAGGCGGAACAGACAUUGUUUACGGAAAAAGAGAAGCUCAACGCCUUCGUCUCUGGAAACCGACUUCAAGUGCCACAAAGAGUCCUGUCAUUGUGUAUGUCCACGGUGGGAGUUGGACAAUCGGUACUUAUCUCGAUUCAACUGGCUCAAAGAAAGUCAGCUACUUGAACGACCUUGGCUACGCCUUUGCAUCAAUCAACUUCACGCUCAUCCCGGAAAUUACUGUUAAGGAGCAGGUGCAAGAGAUUGCUGACUCGGUGGCAUACCUGAUCAAGCAUGCUGAAGAGCUCAACAUUGAUCCAGAGAGGGUAGUUCUCAUGGGCCAUAGCUCAGGAGCACAUGUCGUUACAUUACUAGGCACCGACCCAAGCUAUGCUCAAAAAGCCGGAUUCAGCAUCGACGUUCUAAAAGGCGUCAUCGCUCUCGACGGGUCAAACUACAACGCUCUAGCAGAAUUCUCCGAUAGUACAGGACCCAUCAUCACCAACAUGAUCAAAGGGCUCAGCGAUGACCCGGAGCGAUUGCAGGACAUGUCGCCGACGCAUCAUGCAGCUGCACCGAACGCUGGAGCUUUUUUGCUGUUGCAUUGUCAGAGGAAGGGAGGGAUUCGUCAGGCGGCUGAGUUGGCUGUGGCGUUGAAGGCGGCGGGGACGGAUGUUGAGUUGCGUGUUUUCGAGGGGGAAGGGUUUGAAGGGCAUGUUGCGAUGUUGUUGAGGCUGGGGGAUGGGACUUACCCUGCGACGGGGGUGAUGGAGGAUUGGUUGAGGAAAUAUGUUCCGGUGUAA